Molecule: messenger RNA, 211 nt
Organism: Funneliformis caledonium
Lineage: Eukaryota; Fungi; Glomeromycota; Glomeromycetes; Glomerales; Glomeraceae
Source: the annotation of a GenBank genome assembly
AAGAAGUUACCAAAAUGGAAGCGUGAUAAGGUUAUUGAUUUAGUGAUAAAUCAAUUCAAAAGAACUACCUCAUGCCUAGACCUUCAUGCCAGUAUAGAUAGGGAAUAUCUUAACCAAGUAGAUUGCUACCUCAUCCAUGAUAUACAAAUCUGCCCUAUAUGCAAAAAAGAUCAUUGCUAUAUGGAAGGCCACUGGUUGAUCGAUAGUGAAG